Messenger RNA from Schistocerca serialis cubense, 1071 nucleotides. RefSeq names its product piggyBac transposable element-derived protein 3-like. The record is from RefSeq and is a predicted model, not a curated record. Lineage: Eukaryota; Metazoa; Arthropoda; Insecta; Orthoptera; Acrididae. The transcript is spliced from 2 exons. The coding region runs from base 1 to 1071 and encodes 356 amino acids.
AUGGCAGUGGAUGAACAAAUGAUCCCGUUUAGUGGAGCAUGUGCAAUAAAACAAUUUGUCAUGGGAAAGCCAAAUCCUGAAGGGCUUAAAAAUUUUGUGUUGGCUGCUCCUUCAGGACUAGUCCUUGACUUUGAGAUUUAUCAGGGUAAAGGAACAUUCCCAGAAGCUAUUGGUCAACAAUUAAAACAAGGAAUAGGGGCCUCAGCAGUCCUCAGGCUUUGCCACAGCCUUCCAGAAGGAACACAUGUGUUCUUUGAUAGGUAUUUUACCUCUGUUCCGUUACUGGAAUCACUGGCUGAAAAAAACUUGCCUGCCACUGGAACAAUCAUGAAGUCAAGAAUACCCAGAGCAGUGCAUCUGACAGCAGACAAGAUUCUUGCAAAUCAAGGACGUGGGUCUGUUGACCAGACAGUGAGAAAAGACAAACUCAUUUCUAUUGUAAAAUGGUAUGACCAAAAGCCAGUCAUAACUGCAUCGACGAAGGUUGGGAAGAACCCUAUGGAUCAAUGUACAAGGUGGUCGAAAAAAGAUCGGAUAUACAUUCAGGUUCCCCGUCCAGCAGUAGUCAGCUGCUACAAUAAAAAUAUGGGUGGCAUAGACCUGAUUGACAGAAUGAUGAGUUUUUACAGGAUCUGCACCAGAACCAAAAAGUGGACCGUAAAAACUAUUUUUCACUUCAUAGAUCUGGGAAUUGCAAAUAGCUGGAUUCAGUACAGAAGUGACAGAAUUAAGAAAGAUGAGCCAAAGAAGAAUAUCCUGCAGUACCUUGAUUUCAAAAUUAGAAUUGCUGAGCAUUUGUUAAGGGGCCAAAAGGAACAACAUUCUGAUGAAGACGCUGAGGAGUCAACUCCUAAAAGGCGAAGAUUACUGCCGCCACAAUCACCUUCACCUUCUAAAAGUCCCACUGAAGAAUAUGAUGAUGGACAUCAGGAAACCAUUAGCCUCCGUGCUGAACGUCAAGAAAAUGAUGAAGAAAAUACUCAAGACAUGGAUGACGACAGCAUUGCUAAGAGCACAGUAAAAGCAACAGGAACGUCGGCGCAAGAGAACCAAUUUGCGACGCCAGUUUAA